This is a messenger RNA of Nerophis ophidion (straightnose pipefish), 870 nucleotides long. It is a transcript of the gene saysd1, whose product is annotated as SAYSVFN motif domain containing 1. The coding region runs from base 190 to 663 and encodes 157 amino acids. The transcript is spliced from 2 exons. NCBI's taxonomy places the organism in Eukaryota, Metazoa, Chordata, Actinopteri, Syngnathiformes, Syngnathidae. The record is from RefSeq and is a predicted model, not a curated record.
GACAGUACACUCUCAUUUCCGGCAGACGUGCUGGCAAAGUGUAAACAAGGAAGGCUGAGCCCGGCAAUGGCCGCCAAAGUACUUUUAAUUCAACGCCUGAAGUUGGAAUCCGUUUAAAAUCAGCCACGGGAAGGUUUUGUUCACAUAUAAUUCGCUGUGCGGGCUUUGGUUUGUACGUUUGUUUUAAAAAUGGAGCAGAAGCUUGCCGAGUUUAGGGCACGUCGACAGGCUGAGAAGAGAGAUGACGAUGAGCAUAAGGACACUUUGGAGAAAGAAACCGAAAGUGUGAAACAAUUGGAGCCUUUGGAACACUCUUUAGGCAAGAACUCCCAAACUCAGGGUGGUAAAGACCGGCUGCCGGACAGCGCCCAUGGAAGUGGGCUGGCCAGAAGAAAAUAUGUCACAUCAAGCAUCACUUGGCUCAAAGUUCUGCUCUGGGUGGUCCUGUUGGGCUUUUUUUCAGAACUGGAGUUUGGUUUGGCGUUCUUCCUCACCUCCCUUUUCUACUGGCUGUAUGCAGGACUGCGCAGCCCGUCAGCGAGGAGGCCCGGAGAAAUGAGCGCUUAUUCGGUCUUCAAUCCAAACUGUCAGCCUCUGUUGGGUACUCUCACUGCGGAGCAGCUGGAGGGGGAAAUGGGUUACAGGCCCCAGGCACACACAUGAAAUGAUUCUAAACUAGUUCAUAUAAAGUGCAUUAUGUCCAUUUUUGUUUUAUAUUUGAACAUGUGUGUAAUUAAGAACAGGGGUUGUCUUGCACAUUUGCAGUUUAAGAUAAUGCUAGUUUCUCAACUAAUUUAACCUCUAUUUGAAUUGUAUUAUAUAAUGUACAGCCUAAUAAUAAUAAAAAUACACAAAUUAUUUGUUUAAAAA